AUGAGGUUUGGGAAGACAAGGAAGUUAAUCCCAAAGUACAUAGGGCCAUACGAGAUCAUUCAAAAAGUGGGAAAAGUGGCAUAUAAGUUAGAUUUGCCAAAGGAGUUGGAAAGGGUUCACAACGUGUUCCAUGUGAGUCAAAUUCGAGAGUAUGUACCUGAUGUGACACAUGUGUUACAACCGGAAACCAUUGAGAUGGAUGAUAAUUUGACCUAUGAGGAAAGACUAGUGAAAAUUUUGGAUACUAAAGUGAGAAGCACAAGGAACAAGGAUGUGAGAAUUGUGAAAGUGUUAUGGUUGAACCAUAAAACCGAGGAGGCUACAUGGGAAGCUGAGGUUGAUAUGAGGAAACGUUACCCAGAACUACUUGACUAA
Molecule: messenger RNA, 375 nt
Organism: Chenopodium quinoa (quinoa)
Lineage: Eukaryota; Viridiplantae; Streptophyta; Magnoliopsida; Caryophyllales; Amaranthaceae
Exons: 1
Coding region: 1-375 (124 amino acids)
Source: RefSeq, a predicted model, not a curated record